AUGGAAGCUGAGCAAAACUUAGAUCACAAGGGGGGUCAAGGAUCCGGGACUGACGACGUGGAAAGCAUUGACGAGGAAGAAGAGUACGAUGACGGAUUUAAUUAUGAAGACUUCGAGUAUGACUACGAUGACGAUGAUGACAAGGACCUUAUGAAACAAUUAGGUCAUGCUGAUCCUGGGAAAAAGAAGAAAGGUGUGAAAGGAGGGAAAGGAGAGAAGAAAGCGCUUGAUAAAUUCCAGGAGUUCUUUCACACGAUCAACAAAAGGAAGGAUGAUGAGGGCAGCGAUGAUGAUUUUAUCGAACGGACUGAGCGCAUGCUGAAGGAUGACUGGGCACUGAGAGACACUAAAAGGGAGACUAUGAACGGCCUAGUGACCCUCCUAUACGUGACCGAAUGGGGAAAGCAGAACAACCGGUGUCACUUUCAUGUUAUUUACAAGUUUGAUCGGGAGCACCGCAGACCGAAGAAUUCAGUAUUUAAGUAUCUCCUGAAGAAAUAUGGUCACGUAAAGCAUCAACACCUGAUCUUAAGAAACACAAUCUUGGGAGAACGGUACAUUAACAAAUGCGACCCGGGGAGUCGACCUGUUGUUCUCCUGGGAAAACCCUUAACAGCACGAGGACUCACCACUUGGGCUGAAAAACAGGGUCUUGAAGAGCGGCUCCUGCACUUGGUGAGAGAAGACGGAAUUCGCAACGAAGCCAGUCUAGUUAAACUGGAACCCAGACUACUUGGCAAGGAAAGUAUGAUACGCCAUGUAAUGAAGGUUACAAAGCAGCACAAGGAAAGAUAUGUGGACCGUAUGUACGUAUGGCAGGUCUUUGCAUUUAUGUACAUGUUGGCGAAGAUGGGAGACGAGAGGACAUACUUGCACUUCUAUGAUUUACACGGCAACUCAGGCAAGAGCUGGUUUGGUGGUCUAAUGAAAACAUACUUUCGUGAUGAACUCUGCUUGAUUGACGCCGCUGGCAACUACAAGGAUAUGGUGGAUGCUUGUCGGAGUGAACUCGAAUGUUGCAAAUACGUUAUCGUAGAUGCAAGUAGGUCAGAGAACAACGCCAAAUCAGUGGCUAAACUCGUCGGACACAUCAUGAAUGGCAGGGCCCCUGCAACAAAGUACCAGGGGGAUAUGAUACAAUGCAGCGCUGAGUAUGUUAUUUUGUUGUCUAACACCCCACCGAUUCCAGGGGUCCAGUCCUUGGAUCGCAUCAUUUGUGUUGAGUUGUCUGGUCCUGACAGGGAACCGUUUCAGCUUCUGAGCACCAAGGAAUGGAUUACGAAGCACAACGAACUGAUUAUCAGAGACAAAACGAGUGAGGAUUGGUUCCAUUUAGAGGAUACCCGUAUUGAGGAGAAUAAGGGACAUGAACCAAAGGGGACGAUCAGUUACCGCGCUUCUGUUCGAUUUGACGGUGGGAGGAUCGGAAAGAGAAAGUUUGGAGGUGGACAAGCUACCGUCACAGAGCAACCAAUGAUUGAAAAUUACUACGCCUCCAAAAGAUUCAAGGUUGUCCAUGCAAACCCACUCGCUGAUAGAAUCGACCCUGAAACUGGAUGGUGCAGCAGCAUGAAACCAUGGGUGUAUCAUCGCUUAAGUUUCAACGAGUUUGUUAAGUGGGUGAGGGAACAUCCCGGCGAGUACAAAGAGAUAUCAGAGAAAUGUCGAGAUCCUUGCAAGGAUUGUGGAUGGAACCAAGUGAAACCUGACGAACACAACAAUUUAUCUUGGCACGAGUCACUUAAGGCUAUGCGGGAGAGGGCUCACAUUGACGUGAAGAAGGAAAGGAGGAAUUUUAUGAAGAGUGUUGAAGCACGCAAGUUAGAGGAAGAAGCCGAACAGGCUAUGAGGAGAGACGAAGAACGAGGAUCUAAUCAAACGAGGGAUGAUUGA
Messenger RNA from Seminavis robusta, 1893 nucleotides. The record is from the annotation of a GenBank genome assembly. Lineage: Eukaryota; Bacillariophyta; Bacillariophyceae; Naviculales; Naviculaceae.